This is a messenger RNA of Eublepharis macularius, 4297 nucleotides long. It is a transcript of the gene DHX40, whose product is annotated as DEAH-box helicase 40. Gene Ontology annotation, molecular function: RNA binding; ATP binding. The record is from RefSeq and is a predicted model, not a curated record. The transcript is spliced from 18 exons. Bases 114 to 2357 code for a protein of 747 amino acids. Lineage: Eukaryota; Metazoa; Chordata; Lepidosauria; Squamata; Eublepharidae. Gene Ontology annotation, cellular component: intracellular anatomical structure.
GGAGGGAGGUUCUUCCCAUGUGACAUAAGUGGGAUGCUGCAGCCACUUUUGGGGUUCCCUGGCAGGUUUCCUGUGUCUUUUAACAACCGUCUGGCAGGCCGGCUUUUAUUCCGAUGGAGAGAAAAUCCAAUUUGCUACAAGGAGAAAGGAAAGAACGUGGGGGCUUUGAGACCUUGCCUAUUUACAGAUUCAGGAAGAAAUUAGUGGAAGCUGUUCGUGACAACGCGUUUCUUGUGGUGACUGGUGAGACAGGGAGUGGCAAAACCACUCAGCUCCCGAAAUAUUUAUUCCAAGAAGGGUUUGCCAAGCAUGGCCUGAUCGGUGUGACGCAACCACGGCGAGUGGCUGCCACGUCUGUGGCACAGCGAGUAGCAGAAGAGGUGAACUGUCCUCUAGGCAGCAUCGUGGGGUAUCAGGUUCGCUUUGAUGAAUGCGUUUCGGAGGAGACCUCGAUCAAGUAUAUGACUGACGGCUGUUUGCUGAGGCAGAUAUUGGCAGACCCACACCUUUCCAAAUACAGCGUUGUUAUCCUCGAUGAAGCCCACGAGCGGAGCUUGAGCACGGACAUCCUGUUUGGCUUGCUGAAGCAAAUGUUCCUUGAGAAGAAACCCCCUGACCGAAAGAAGCCUCUCAAGGUGGUGAUAAUGUCGGCCACCUUAGACACUGGCAAGUUUUCUGAGUUCUUCGGUGGCUGCUUGGUGGUGGAUAUCCCAGGAAGGAGCUACCCGGUGAAGGAGAUAUUCUGUGACCUUUUGGGCCAGAGGGAUGCCGAAAGCUCUGCAUAUGUGACAGAGACAGUAAACGUGACCUUGGACAUCCACUUGAACAGCUUGGCUGGUGACAUCUUGGUUUUUCUGACGGGUCAGUCUGAGAUUGAGAGGGCCUGCCGGCUCCUGUUCCAGAAGGCCGAGGCCAUCAACUACCGUCUUGACGUCAAAGACUGCUCAGUCAGUGGCCUCCUCCUGCUGCCGUUGUAUGGCUCGAUGCCAACAGAUCAGCAGAGGAGAAUAUUUCUCCCUUCUCCCCCAGGUAUCAGAAAAUGCGUGGUGGCCACAAACAUCGCAGCCACAUCCCUGACUAUUGAUGGAAUCAGGUACGUGGUUGACAGUGGUUUUGUGAAGCAAGUAAACCAUAACCCGAGAGUGGGCUUGGACACGUUGGAGGUGGUCCCCAUUUCCAAGAGCGAAGCAUUACAACGGGCAGGCCGAGCUGGCAGAACGGUGUCUGGGAAAUGCUAUCGGGUAUACAGCAAGAAAUUCUGGGAUCAGUGCAUGCCGGACCACAUGGUCCCAGAGAUUCAACGAACCAGCUUGACAUCUGUGAUCCUCACCUUGAAGUGCCUCGCUAUACACAAUGUGAUAAGGUUUCCAUAUUUGGACCGUCCAGAAGAGAGACGCAUCCUAGAAGCCCUGAAGCAGCUUUAUCAAUGCAGUGCCAUUGACAGGAGAGGCCAUGUGACCAAACUUGGCGAGUUCAUGGUGCAAUUUCCCCUCCCUCCAACCUUAACUUGUGCUGUUCUAAAGUCCAUUUCUCUGGGCUGCGAAGACCUGCUCCUCCCAAUUGCCGCCAUGUUGUCAGUAGAAAAAGUUUUCAUUCGACCAGGAGAUCCGCAGAGACGGGAGGAAGCUGAGCUCCGGCACCAGGAGCUGUCUUCGCAAGCAGGGGGAUGCAAUGACUUUGCAACACUUCUGAACAUCUUUGAACAGUGCAAGGCGAGCCAAUCGCCUUCAGGGUGGUGUCAGGAAAACUGGAUCCACUGGAGAGCUUUGAAACUAGCAUUCAAUGUGGAACAGCAGCUUCAGGAAAUUGCGGGUAAACUUAAGCAGCGUCCAGACUUUCCAAAAGAACGUUUUGACGGCUCCAGAAAUGAGAUCUUGAGACAAUGCCUGUGCGCAGGAUAUUUUGCCAAUGUUGCCCGAAGGUCCAUAGGGAAGUCGUUCUGCACCAUGGAUGGCCAUGGCAGUACAGUCUACGUUCAUCCUUCAUCUGCGCUUCGUGAUCAGGAAGCCCAGCUGGAGUGGAUCAUCUUCCAUGAUGUCCUUGUGACCUCCAAGGUUUAUGUGAGGACGGUGUGUCCUGUCCGCUAUGAGUGGGUAAAGGACUUGCUGCCCAGGCUCCACCAAAUCGAUGCUUAUGAGCUGAGCAGCAUGGCGCGGGAGGAAGUGACCGAGGGCGAGCUGGCCCACUGGAAGCAGAAAGAGGACCUCAUGAGACAAAAUGAAAGUACAAGAAACGAAUCAAAGAAGAUGGAGAGGAGAAACGAUGACCAGUCGAUACUGGAUGCUCGGACGCGGUACCUGGAGAGGAAGCGACAGAGGAUGCAGGGUUCGGAUGCCAUUUGGAAGGAAACAAGCUAGGAGUCUCUGUGCCCCUGUUGGAGUGCUUAGAAUAGAGAUUCAACAGUUAAAAACCAUAAGGUGCCAGGACCAUCAUCUGAUUUCUCCAUAGACGUGGGUGACUGUGUUCUGGUCUUGUGAUCCUCUUGGGCACAGAACCAGUACAGGAGGUGACUUUGAGGUAUCUGCUGUCGACAACUUGGCGUUCUGUGUGCAAGACUGAGACACCUCUGCAAGGAAUUCCUCUGGUUGGAUGCUGCACAAUAGGUGGCAGCCAGCUAUGUGCCCCAGAGCCAGAAGUGAAAGUUUCAGAAAGAGGAAGCCAGAAUGCAGGCACAUCUGAGGCCUGGGUCACAUAGGCAGGGGAAAUGAAGUGGAAGGAUGGCCUGCAGGUGGAAGGUCACCUUCAGAAUGCUUCUGUCUGUUAAACUCCCUGCAAACAGAAAAGCAGCUCAACAAGCAAGGGGGGAGGGUGAAACUUUUUGUCCUGCUGUGCUAGCUUUCUAUUUGCAUGGGGUUUCUUAUGCAAAGGAAUACUCAAACCCUAGCAUCACCCACCUGCAGACUGAAGUGAUGUGACCCAUUAUUCCAUCUCAUUCUUCAGACUGGAACCAUUGCUUGACCUCAAGAGGGGGAGAGUGGAGCAGUGGCACUGUAUACAGGACUUUGAGGUUAUAGCCACUAGAUCGAGGGGCUGAGGCUGGCCUGGAUGAAUUAAUCUUUGCUGUCACCCCUUUGUCCUCAUGGGACAGCAAGGUCCUAAGGCACUCAGUAAGCUUCUGAGACUCCUGCAAACAUCUUGCAAUCAAUGCUGCAAGUAAAAUUUGGUCCGCCUGUCAUGGCUAUGAUCUCUAGGGGUUGUAAUUCUGAAAGGGAGCCCUGGAAUACCCAUUGAGGCAUGUUCUUCAAAAAAGAAAACCAACCUGGAAACUGGUAACCAAAUAAAUGGUAGGGUUGUUGGGAAGGUCACCUCCACGAACCCUGAUGUAUUUUCUGACUUUAAAAUAAUUAUUUUUGAAACAAAUUAAUUGAUGCUUCUUUCUGCAUUUAUGCAUCUGUCAAUGUUUCCCUGGAUGGGCAAUCCUUUGAAAUGGCAGGCUGCUGCAUUACAUUUUUUCUUCAUGGUGCUAGGGUGUGUGACACACCCCAGAGUAUUUUUCUGAAACCAGUACUCUUGAAUUGUAAAUUACCUUUUUCUUAAAAAUGGAUUUUUUCCAGAUUUGCUAUAAAUUUGUGAUAGCUCAAAUUGAGCUCUUUGUUUGCCUCUGUUAUCCAUGUAGGGAAUGUUUCUGGGUGGACUGGAGAGCAGUCUUGGCAUUUCCAUGCAAAUACAUUUUUUAAAAAGAAGUCCCACAAUAUUUAAUUUAAAGUCUGUUAAUGCCCUUUAAAUUAUAGUAAAAGAUUGAGAAAGAAGUAGCAUAUUAAAAGAACCUCACAUUAAUAAAUUUGGUAUAUAUUUGUAUGCAACUGUAUCUGCUUGGAUUCCUCCCUUGUUAUCCUCUGACCCUCUUAUUUAAGUCUAGACUGUAAGCCCUUUGGGGUAGAGACCUGUUUCAUUUUGUUCUCUGCAAAACCCCAUGGAUGCUGAUGCAACUAUAUUAAAUGAUAAUACAUUUAAACAUUAUGUCUCAAAGAAAAAAUUUCAGCUUAUUAGUAAGACACUGGCCCUACAUUUUUGAGGGAAAAAUUAAAUGCGUCUGUCUUUCCAGUGAACAUAUUUUAUCUAAAGGGUGCUUUUUACAGCCUGAUUCUGUGCAUCCUUUAUUAAGGAGGAACUGAUUUCAAAGGGUCUGAGCCAAGGUAUGAAAAUGUCUUAUUGAGUGCAAUGGAGUUUAUUUAUUGCCAAGGAACUACAUUUAGCUGAUUAUGUCUUCAUUCUCUAGGAGGCACAGAAUGUCAAAAACAGUUGAACGUCUGUGUGUGUGAUUGCAUUUGUUUUUUUUGAUGUGUUUGCUGUUUUA